Molecule: messenger RNA, 2615 nt
Organism: Ipomoea triloba (trilobed morning glory)
Lineage: Eukaryota; Viridiplantae; Streptophyta; Magnoliopsida; Solanales; Convolvulaceae
Product: homeobox protein ATH1
Exons: 5
Coding region: 377-2170 (597 amino acids)
Biological process (GO): regulation of transcription by RNA polymerase II
Molecular function (GO): DNA-binding transcription factor activity, RNA polymerase II-specific; RNA polymerase II cis-regulatory region sequence-specific DNA binding
Source: RefSeq, a predicted model, not a curated record
UCCUUUGGUUUGCACUUUGUUUAGAGAAAGAAGAAAGGGAAACCAAUGAUUUGUUGUGAUUCCACCACAUUGGCUUGUUUUGGCAUCUUUGAGGAAGCUUAUUAUAUUUAUAUUUAGUGACAUCAACCCAACAGAGAGACUACAAAUUUCUGGGAAAAACAAAAACACCAGCAAAGGGUAUCCAUCAUAGGAGAGGAGGCUGAGGCUGCUCUACAACAAAGUUUAAGGUUUUACUGUAAGAGUGACAAUCUGUGAAAUGGCGAAAUACUGCAAUAUCUAGUAUUUUCACUUGCUAUACACAGAGGGGUUUUUGGGAAGACAUACUAUACGGACCAGAGCAAUUUAGUUGCUUUUGCUUGUCAUUUUUAUUCACGGGAUGACACGAAAGGAUAUGGUGCUGAGUAGGCCAAUAGAUAUGGCAGACCAUAGUCCUAUUGUUGCAGAUGAAUAUUUGCUGCCCCCGACAAACUUUGUAUCGAUUGACUGUCCCGAUUGGAUCAACCUAAGCAACCAAAACGAAAACCAAAAUGAAAACCAAAUCAUGGAUGGACAUGGAAUGUCUCUUCCUUCGGUGCUGCAAGGUGAAGCAAUGAACAGCUUUGUGAGCGUGGCGAAUUUCAGUCAACCCGUUAAUUGUGAGACAGUUAAAGAUUUAUUGGUUGGCAGUUCGUAUCCAAUCAACGGUGCUCCUCAAAUACAGAACGAUUUUCUUCGGGAGAGGACACCACUGUCAGCUGUAUCCCUUGCAUACCUUUUGGCUGCAAGAAAUGGAGCAUAUGAAAAUCCAGAAAAGUUUGAAGCUUCUGCAGCCACGUUACCAUAUUCGACGCAAGUCACAAGAGGUUUAGGUUCAAAUAGCUAUUCCGAUAUUUUCAAUCCCUCGUGUGGAUCUCUUGCAAACCAUGAAUUCAGUGUGUUGCCAGUUGAUAUGAGCAGAAAAUGUGAUUUCGAUAAGUCAAAUGCUCCGCCAGAAAUCAUGGGGACAGUCAUGGGAAGAACAACGGGGUCUCAGCCAUUCCAGUUACCCGGGAACAUCAAUCCCGGGGUGUGGUUCUCAGCAGAAAGAGCGAGUUCAAGUUCUAGUAGCCCAUCUGGCUCGUCCAGAUUUAGUAACGAGCUGUCCCUUAGUCUCACCACAACUCCACCACAGGUUGCCUGUGGAACUUCCAUUCAAGACCAAUUUUCGGAGUUAAGCUGUUCUGGUGUAACCAGCAAUCCUUUCCGGGAAAGGGCAUUUGGAUUAGAACAAGCACCUUGCACUGGCAACAAAAAUCUAUCCUUGAACUUCGAUUCGUAUAAGCCAGUCCAACUUUCCCAAUUCUUAUCCGGAUCGAGAUACCUUGCAGUGAUGCAAGAAAUACUUUCUCAAAUUGCCAAAUAUUCACUUGAAAAUCUUAGUUCAAUAAGCUAUCCAACUAAUUUGACAGAUGACGGUGAGCAUAGUCCAUUUUCUUUGAGCUGCUCUGCUGGAACUGGAAGGGGCCUCGCUGUCUUAGGCUCUGAUCCAUUUCCUUAUGGGGCCCACAGAACUAUAAACCGAGUGGAUGCGGAAACAAAGAGAAAGCAUCUCUUGGCUUUGUUACAAGCGGUUGAUGAUCGGUACAGCCAAUGCUUGGAUGAGCUCCACAUGGUGGUCUCUGCAUUCCAUGCUGUUACCGAGUUACAUCAUCCGACUAGCAUACACACUCAUUUUGCUCUGCAAACUGUCUCGUUCUUGUACAAAAACCUGAGGGAGAGAAUUAGCACUUUCAUUCUUGCGAUGGGAGAACAGUAUUCUAGUUCUUCUUCGAGUACGAGAAAUGCGAGGGAGGAAAAGUCAUUCGAAGCAUCUUUCAUCCAGAAGCAGUGGACGCUUCAGCAGCUAAGGAAGAAAGACCAUCAGUUAUGGAGACCCCAAAGAGGAUUGCCCGAAAGAUCUGUCUCGGUUUUGAGGGCUUGGAUGUUUCAGAACUUUCUUCACCCAUACCCGAAGGACACAGAGAAGCACUUGCUUGCUGUAAAAAGCGGUCUAACAAGGAGUCAGGUGUCGAAUUGGUUCAUAAAUGCGCGAGUUCGGCUCUGGAAACCAAUGAUAGAGGAAAUGUAUGCAGAGAUGAACAGAAGGAAUCAUAAUCAUAAUCAUCAUCAGAAUGAAGAAGAAAUGAAUGGGUGUAGAAACCAAAGGUGUUAGUGAGCUGAGGGUAAAGGAAUCAAUGGUAUAACUGUAUUAUUAUAUGCCAUGCCUGCAUGAGUUGUGCAGAUGAAUGAAAAUAGAUUCAUUUGUCCACUAUAAUUUAUGUAUCUAUCUGUAUAUGCAUGCAUCCCAACCCCACCACCCCUAUUGAUUCAGCUAUGUAUCUCCAGCACUAGCAGAUAAUUGUAGUAAGUCUUAAGCUGUAUGAGCAUGAGCAUGUAUGUUUUUGCUUGGUAUUCAUAUGUAUCCUCCACAUACCUUACCCGGGAAACUACUAGGUGGCCUGCAGGGAUAGCUCGAUUGGUUCUUGGAUGAUAGGUCGAUUGGUUCUUGGAUGAUAAAAUUACUAGGUGCGUGCAUAGACGCAUUGUAUUGUAUUCAUGUGUGUUAGUUUGCUGAGAUGACUUCAAAAUAUUAUAAUAAAAACCUAUACAAUUUUGAA